AUUUUGGUGUAUUGCGAUAGUGUUUGUUAAGGCUAAGAGUGCAAAGAUAGUGGCUUUUCGUGGAACGUGUUCAUUAGCUGACUAUAUGGUUAACUACAGGGAACAGGAACUAUUUGCUAUUAUAUUUGUAUAAUAUAGCAGCACAUAUUUUUAUGCUUUCUUAACAUUAAGCGGAAGGAUAUACAUUGUUAAGCGGUUCGAAAACGGGAAUAACGGUCCUUGGCGAGAGGAUAAUAGAGGCGUGUGCACAGCAGGGUUGGAGUAAUUUAGCAAAAUUUCUUUGAAAACGCAGUUGUCUUAAACUGAGAAAUGGCCGAUCAGCUAACAGAAGAACAGAUAGCAGAAUUCAAAGAGGCUUUUUCUCUCUUUGACAAAGAUGGAGAUGGUACAAUUACCACAAAGGAAUUGGGAACAGUGAUGAGGUCAUUAGGACAGAACCCCACAGAGGCAGAAUUGCAGGAUAUGAUCAAUGAAGUUGAUGCAGAUGGUAAUGGAACAAUUGAUUUUCCUGAAUUCCUAACUAUGAUGGCAAGAAAAAUGAAGGAUACAGACAGCGAAGAGGAAAUAAGAGAGGCAUUCAGGGUCUUUGACAAGGAUGGUAAUGGAUACAUCAGUGCUGCAGAACUACGUCACGUCAUGACAAAUCUUGGUGAAAAGCUUACAGAUGAGGAGGUAGACGAAAUGAUCAGAGAAGCAGAUAUAGAUGGAGAUGGACAAGUGAAUUAUGAAGAAUUUGUACAGAUGAUGACUGCAAAGUAGAAGACCUGUGAGGAAUCUUUCUUGUAAAGAAAUGACUGUCUGCCUUUGAUCAGCCACCCAUUUUCUCUUCCCCCCCCCCCCUUUGUUUCUCCACAAUGGACUACAGAUGUGUCCUGUUUACUUGGCCUGUGUAGAGUUUAGCUUUCUACAACAAGUUCCCUGAGCAUGACAUCACCAGUGUUUUGGCUGUAAACCUCAGAAGAUAGCACAAGAGAGUGCAUGCUUCCCUUGCUAUGAAGAAUUAACCUUGUGAGAACAUUUGUCUAGAGAGUGUUUGCAGUGCAGGGAUAGAACUGAAGUUGGACACUUGUGGGGGAAAGAGCAAUACUAAGUUUCUGCAGUGACAGUAGUGGUCUCAAAGAUGGCAGUUGGCUUAUUUUGGGUUGAGGAGUUGAUGCUUCAGUAGUGUAAAUUUAUGGUGUGAAAUCUCCACUUAAAUGUAUUGAAGAUGGUGGGUAGAACUGCUGAACUGUUCAGGUAUGGUGUACAGCAAUGGUCUUAAAUGCUUAGUCUAUAGCUAUACUAGCCUGAAAGACUAGGUAUAGUAAGACAUUAAAAUUUCUUGUCUGAAAUGUAAUUGGUGCAGCAAUACUUGUCUAGUGCCACAUCACUGCACCCCCAUUAACAUUGCAACUUGUGAGGACUGCAACAUGGGGAAAAUGUACUCAAAUCAUCAAAUUCCUCCAAGAAGCUGUUCGGUGAAAGGCACAUCUGAACAGUUCUCUAUGCUAACAUUUAGAGGGCUUUGUAAUGGGAAAUGGUACAAGUGAAAAGGUGUGGGUGACCACCUGACUAGCCUUGUUAUCUUGAAUUUUCCACUUUGAAGCCCUAUAUAGAAUUUGUAACUGGCAUUCAGCAGUUAUUGGUUACAUGUGGCCUGUCGCUACAGGCCAGCUGCUCUUGUAUUGGGAGUCUAUUCAUUAGUCUUAAGUCAUGCAAGAAAGGCUGGUUCUAGAUAAAUGCAGUUCAGUCCUCUUUAAUUGGUAAAUUUAAAGGUGAGUUUUGUACAUAGAGUAAGGAUUUAUAAAAUGUUUUUCCUGUUUUAGCUGGAUUUGAAUUAUCAGGAGUACAUGCAGUGCCAGUGGAAUGUCUGCUUGCAUCAAGAGUGCCCUUAACAGUUUUCUUUAGAUGGAAGAAAGACUUCUAGAUUAUAACAUUCCAAUAAACUUCUUCUGGCACAAAUAGCUGCAUGCGUGUGAUGUCAUUCCAUGUUUACUACUGGGUCUUGAAUAAAAGGGUAUGUUUCGUCUCCAUGACAGACUCCUCCAGGAAACCAGAUGCCAUAAAUUUGGAUCAGUCUGCAGACUGUUGAAAAAGAUCUUGCACUGAAGGCCUUGGAUUCACUUGGUGAAAACUUCAUUUGUGUGGUGGUAACAUCCAUUGGACUGUAUCUAGAUUAUGCUCAAGUUUGCAGUGCCUGCUGCUGUUCAGAGUAUGGAUGUUUGCACUUUUGCAGUACAGUCCCCAGUUUCUAUCCCUGCAGAAUGCUUUAACAACAAUGUUCAUUGAGCAAAUGUAAAUUAUAUAUUGGACUGUUUUUAUUACAGCAGACUUGCAUAUAACUAUACACAGUUGCCUUUCUGUAAUUAUUGCUUUAGAUUUUUUUGCGAUUGUGAAUUUUUGUUUCUUUGCUUAACUCCAGUCCACAUUGGUUUCUGGAGGUGCUUCAGUUCCAUUCCAGAUUUUUUUCAAUAAAUUCUACUUGUGUUUGUAA
This is a messenger RNA of Protopterus annectens (West African lungfish), 2473 nucleotides long. RefSeq names its product calmodulin-1. NCBI's taxonomy places the organism in Eukaryota, Metazoa, Chordata, Ceratodontiformes, Protopteridae. The transcript is spliced from 6 exons. Gene Ontology annotation, molecular function: calcium ion binding. Bases 310 to 759 code for a protein of 149 amino acids. The record is from RefSeq and is a predicted model, not a curated record.